Molecule: messenger RNA, 1353 nt
Organism: Suhomyces tanzawaensis NRRL Y-17324
Lineage: Eukaryota; Fungi; Ascomycota; Pichiomycetes; Serinales; Debaryomycetaceae
Exons: 1
Coding region: 228-1103 (291 amino acids)
Cellular component (GO): fungal-type vacuole; cellular bud neck
Source: RefSeq, a predicted model, not a curated record
CGAAAAACAUCUGUGCCCUCGCUACAUCACCACUCUUUUUGGACCGCUACUGCGCACGGUACCGCACUACACACCACUCCCAAAACCCCCCUGGCCACUACCGAAAAAAGAUUGGCACUCCUCCGCCCCAACUCAGCCCGCACCUGUUUACCUUCCAAAUUUAGCCAGAAAAAUUGAUCCAGACAACAUUUUAACCACAAACAUCUCCUUCAUCACCACACCACACCAUGUCCACAUUCGUUACACGGACGCUCCUGGAGCUCAGUAAGAGGGACGGCUUGCCUCCCCUCAGGACCACCACCAGAGCUGCCGCCACAGGAAGUGGAGGUAUGCCAGUUUUGGCUUCCAACGCUGCCCAAACCACCUCCGAGUCCUUCACAACUCCAGCGAUCAAAGUGCCCAACAGCAUCGUUAACCCCCACAUUCUCCGCGAGACCAACCCCUCAGGAACGGUGUUCAUCGCCGUGGGCGCCAUCGUGGGCGCCAUCAUUAUCGCAUUCAUCCUCUACCACUUGAUCGUGUCGUUGACAGCCUCUCGUUUGGCCAAGAAGUCAUUGGCUGGCGACCGCCAGUUGUACGAGAAGUACCAAAACAACAACAACACCGCUUACGGAGGUGCUGCGGGUUUGACGCCCACCAACAUGACGUUUGACUCCAAGUUACCGUUCUUGAGCCCCACCAAGACCGUGUUGACGGGCUUGGGAGGCGGCAUGGGCGGAGGCAUGGGCUCGUUGGCUGGCGGCUCCGUGGUGGGUGACAACUCCACCAUUUACGCCUCGGAGGCCGGGGCUGCAACCUCCAAGCACGACUUAACCAAGAUGUUCAUUUCACCCACCGCGGAGGUGAUGCAGCACAAGCGGGUACGGUCGUCGCAGUACGGCGGUUCCACCACCAACUUGUCAAUGUUAGGCGGCUCCACCACCAACUUGAUACCCGCCUCCAACAGACACUCGCAAAUGCCCAGCUUGUACAUCAACAACGACAAUAAUAGUGAGUACUCGCUCAGCCAGGCCGGUAGUGCACCCCACCAGGGCCACACCCCAAGAUCGAACAGGAAGACCAUUCCUUCUAUGUACCUCGAGGACUUGAUCGACGAAAAGUAGAUGUAGGACUAAUAUCUACAGAAAGAUUUUUGGAAAAAGAUAACGUUAGACUGAGGUCAAAGAACGAUAACCGUAGGAACCCAAUUAGCAUGGAAUGAGAGCGACGAAAACUAACCAACGAGGAUCUCAACAAGAUCUGUGAGAACGAGUUUGGUUUCGGAAAUCAAAUAGUCGAUAAAUGAUCUACAGGUGUGUUCCAGUCUACUAAAUAAAAAGUUCAAUAUUGUUCAAUAAAACAAGCUAUUCAGUA